AUGUGUGGCAGAUACGCUCUUGAUUGUACUGCCGGUCAACUUGACCAACGUUUCCAUGAACUGGGAUUUCAGUUCGAAAACAAUAGACAGCAGGACACCUCUGGAAUUCAACCUUCUUAUAAUGUGGCACCAACCAAUACCGCCCCGGUUUAUACACACCACAAAAAAGUGCGGGACAUGAAAUGGGGGCUCAUUCCUCACUGGGUAAAAGACGUUUCCAAAUCGCAGCCUUACAAGACGUUCAAUGCCCGUUGUGAGAAUAUAUCGAGCAGCAAAAUGUGGACGGCACCCAGCAACUAUAAGAGAUGUGUUGUGCCUGCAAGUGGAUACUAUGAAUGGCUCACGAAGGGAAAGAAGAAAAUCCCCUACUAUGUGACCCGCAAGGAUCGAGAAGUAAUGUUCUUGGCAGGCAUGUACGAUCGAGUCGAGUCCGAAGAUUUGUACACUUUCACAAUCAUAACUGCACCGGCUCCGUCUAACAUGGAGUGGCUUCAUAGAAGAAUGCCUGUGGUCUUAAACUGGCGGUCAAAGCAGUGGGAUACAUGGUUGGAUGAGUCGAAAACUCAAUGGAAUCAGUCAGAAUUAAAAGAGGUUCUCCAGGCACAAUGCAAUGAAGAUGAGCUGGAAUGGUGGCAGGUUAGUACAGACGUGGGAAAGGUGUCAAAUAACGGAAAGUACCUCAUAGCACCAGCUAAGGCUCCGAUCAGAGACUUAUUCAAAAAAGAAGACAAAACCAGCACUUCUUUGGCAAAACACGAAGACAUUCCAAGUUUUACACAUGAAAAUCCUUCAGCGGUCAAGCACGAUUCUGACGUUGAGAAAAUACCAAAUGUCAAAGUUGAAGAGGCCGAAGAAGACAAGAAACCGAUUGUUCGUGAGCAUGGGGAAGAUGCAGAAAAGGGUCUCAAAGAACAGCUAUCGAAACCUAAAUCUGAAAAAGAGAAUACAUCAGAAAGUGGUGGCCAGAAACAUGAACCUAGCAGCGCAAAACGCAAAUCUGAAAAACAGGAUAUUACGCAGAGACUGCGGGCUACAAAACGUGCGAAGCAUUAG
Molecule: messenger RNA, 1053 nt
Organism: Lachancea lanzarotensis
Lineage: Eukaryota; Fungi; Ascomycota; Saccharomycetes; Saccharomycetales; Saccharomycetaceae
Product: LALA0S02e03554g1_1
Exons: 1
Coding region: 1-1053 (350 amino acids)
Biological process (GO): DNA damage response
Molecular function (GO): single-stranded DNA binding
Source: RefSeq, a predicted model, not a curated record